This is a messenger RNA of Bradysia coprophila, 973 nucleotides long. RefSeq lists its product as uncharacterized. The record is from RefSeq and is a predicted model, not a curated record. Lineage: Eukaryota; Metazoa; Arthropoda; Insecta; Diptera; Sciaridae.
CACUCUCGUUUAUGGUGUGGUGAAUAUAGCGAAAUUGAAAUAUCGAUCGUUUUAUUAUAUUUUGUGUAUUAAAUUCCGAGUGCCAAAAACUUAGUUUUUCCAAAUUUUUCUCUCAAAAUCGUAAUGACAUUGUGAAUCCACCGACCAAAUUAAAUAUUUUCUACCACAAAGUCCCCAUUAGUUGCCAAUUUGACGAUGGAUUUUUCGACAAUUGAGAAAUCGGUCGCCUGUGCGGGAUCUUCGAUUGAUGCCGCCACUUCGAAAUUAGCGGAGGUGGAAAAUUUAGUGAUAGCGGGCGAUGAAGUGGACACCGAAUCGGUGUUGGAACUGUUGGAAUCAAUGACUGAAGUGAAAAAUGAAUAUAAAAAUCUACGCAAAGACUUGAAAGAGGUGCAACAACUGCAAAAAGAAAUGACAUCAACACUGAUCUACCAAAGGCAAGCUAUGUUACAAACCUUUCGAAUGCUUAAAAAGCGUCUUGAGCUUAAGGCCCUUCAAAAUUGAUACAGAAAUCAAGUGGACGAAUUCCAAUUAAGCUUUCAGUGUUCGUUUGACUCAUUUUUUGUUUCGUUUUUGUAACGUUUUUCCAACUUUUUUUUAAUUUUUGUCCGAAACUUUCGAUUUUUAUUUUUAUUUGAAACUCUAUUAAAUAUGUGUGCGCGCGCUGCUGGAGAUAGCAUUUUAUGAUAAUUAUAAACAAAAUAUACACAAGCAAACAAUGGUCUGAAACUACUUUAUGUGAUUUUUUUUGUUCUAUAAAUGAAAAAUGUUCUAUCUCCCACGACAGCUUGCAGUUGUUUUUGUUUUUCUUUUGGUUUAUUCCUUUGUUCUCCCUAUACUUCAUCAAUCAUCAAAUGUAGCGCCAUUUCAUUGCAUUCGGUCAAAUUGGAAAAGAGAGUCAUUGAAGCUUUCCAAACAACGAAACAACCGUCAAUUUAUAUGGAGUUAAUAGAAGAUCGCCGGUCAAAGCUCU